CAGCCCCGCGUAGCCCGAGCGCGACGCGCCGAAGCACACCAGGGCCAGCACGCACAGCACCUGCGGGGACGGGGACGGGGAGGGCCCCGCGGCGGAAGAUGGCGGCGGGCGAUGGCGCGGCGGAGGAGCCGGGAACGGGGACGGGGACGGCGCCGGCGCCGGGCCCGGUGUCCUUCGCCUUCAGCCGCAGGGCCGAGCGGCGGCGGCCGCUGCCCGCGGGACCGUGCGCGGAGCCCGGCGCGGGCGGAGACAGCGAGAGCGACACCGACUUCCUGACGGCCGUGGAGGGCCGCGAGCUGCUCAGCACGCGGCCGGCCCCGCCCCCCAAGCCGGAGCUGGUGAUCCCGCUGAUCCCCGCGCGCCGCUGGAGGAACCCCGAGACCCCCGCGCAGGGGACGGGCACCGCCCACCGGACAGACCCCGCCCACAAAACAGGCCCCGCCCACGGAACGGGCACCGCCCACGGAACGGGAACAGCCCACGGGACAGGCCCCGCCCACGGAACGGGACCCGCCCACGGGACAGGCACCGACCCCGGGACAGGCACCGCCCCCGGGACAGGCACCGCCCACGGAACGGGACCCGCCCACGGGACGGGCACCGCCCCCGGCACGGGCACCGCCCACGGAACAGACCACGCCCCCAGCGCUGACCCCGCCCCCAGCACAGGCCCCGCCCAUGGAAGAAGCCCCGCCCCCAGCACAGGCCCCGCCCCUAGCGCUGACCCAGCCCCUAGCGCUGACCCCGCCCAUGGAACAAGCCCCGCCCCCAGCGCUGACCCCGCCCCCAGCACUGGCCCCGCCCCCAGCGCUGGCCCCGCCCCCAGCGCGGACCCCCCCUCGGUGGAGGCUCAGGCGGUGCAGGAGCUGCUGCAGGAGGCGCGGCAGAGCCAGGAGCCCCCCCCGGGCCAGCCCGGCCCCACCAUGGCCAUCCCCCUGCAGGGGCUCCGGGACCGGGACGUGGGCACGGGGCAGCAGCCGACCCCCCAGGACUACGAGGCCGUGCCCGUGGGGCAGUUCGGGCUGGCCAUGCUGCGGGGGAUGGGCUGGAGCCAGGGCCAGGGCAUCGGCCGCACCUUCGCCAGGGUGGUGCCCCCCCUGGAGCAGCGGCCCCGCCCGCGGGGGUUGGGGCUGGGGGCCGAGGCCGCCCCCCCCGGGGCCGGGGAGCCCCCCCAGGCCGGGCUGGGCGUGGGUGACACCGUCAGCAUCGAGGCCGGGCCCCACCGCGGCCUGCGCGGCCAGGUGCAGGCGCUGCUGCCCGAGGCCGGCCGGGCGCUGGUGCGGCUCCAGCUCGGGGCGCAGGUGGUGACUGUCAGUCAGCACGGACUGCGCCCGCUCGGCCACGGUGCCCCGGGCCGCCCCCCCCCGCCGGGCUCUGGGGGGGGGGCACAGGGUGGGGACCCCCCACGGGGGGGGGGCAAACGCCGGGAGCCCCCCCCGGAGCAGAGGAGCGCGAAGCAGCCCCGGGGGGCCCCCCCCGCGCCCCCCCCCCACUGGCUGCGGCGGGACCUGCGCGUGCGCUGCGUGGACACGGCCUUCAGAGGGGGGGUCUUCUACAACUGCAAGAUGACGAUCGAGGACCUGCUGGCCCCCGACACCUGCGUGUGCCGCACGGACGACGGGCGCCUGGUGGAGGGGCUGCGCGAGGCCUCUCUGGAGACGGUUGUGCCGCGGGACAGCUCCGAGCGCGUCAUGGUGGUGCUGGGGGAGCACGCGGGGCAGCUGGGCCGGAUCCUGGAGCGGGACGGGCGCCGGGCCCGGGCGCUGGUGCAGCUGUGCCGGGCGGGCGCUGCGGUGCUGCCGCUGCCCUUCGACUGCAUCUGCCACUACCUGGGGGGGGACGAGGACUGAGACCCCCACGGACCCCCACGGACCCCCACGGACCCACCCACGGGCGGGCACGGACGGCACGGAUGGCACGGAUGGCAUGGAUGGCACGGCACAGCAUGGCACGGCACGGCAUGGAUGGCACGGCACAGCGGGUGACAGGGGAGGGAGAUGGGAAUCAGUGGAGAGAGACGAGAAACAAUGGAGAGAAAUGGGAAAUAACGGAGAGAAACUGCAACUGAGGAGUGAAAUGGGCAACAACGGAGAGAAAUGGGCAAUAAAGGAGAGAAACGGGAAAUAACGGAGAGAAACGGGAAAUAACAGAGAGAAACGGGAAACGAUGGAGAGAGACGGGAAAUGAUGAAGAGAGACGGGAGACAGCGGAGAGAGACAGGAGACAAUGGCGUUAUGUGGGCAACAACGGGUGUGACGCGGGCAAUAAAAGAGAGAAACGGGCAACCAAGGAGUGAAAUGGGCAACAAUGGAGAAAAACGGGCAACAGUGGAGAGAAACGGCAACCGCAGUGUGAGACGGGCAACAAAGGACAGAAAUGGGAAACAAUGGCGUGCAACGGGCAAAAACGGGCGUGAAAUCGGCAAUAAAGGUGUGAAAUGGGCAAUAAAGGCGAGAAACGGGCAA
Molecule: messenger RNA, 2465 nt
Organism: Taeniopygia guttata (zebra finch)
Lineage: Eukaryota; Metazoa; Chordata; Aves; Passeriformes; Estrildidae
Source: RefSeq, a predicted model, not a curated record